AUGGUCUCGCUCGCUGCGCCCGCCGGCGUCAUGCCUCCGCCAGCCACCCCAUCCCGUCGGCCUACACUCGCGGGGAAGCGCGACAGUUCAUUCCUAGACACCGAUGACGAGUCUGCCCUGUCCACUACCACCAAGAAGCUGAGGGUGGCCUUCGAUCCGAAUGUCGAUAUCCGCAUCAUGGAAGACUGGACGGAGAAGAGUUAUGAUCUGGUUAAGGAGGAAGUGAUUCAAGCAAUCCGCCGCCAUCUUGCCCCCGCAGAGCAAAGAGACGAUGCGCCAUACGUCAAACUCUUGCAACAGCUCCGCCAGGAUGCCUUCUCCAGCGAUUCUUGGACUUCGACACUGCUCAAGAAGUACAUCGUAGCCAUCGACUCUCGCAUGAGCUCGCUGGGCGAAUGUGGGAAGCUGGUCAUUGCCAUUCUCGAUCUCUCAUGGCUCGGCAGAGACGAAGCUUUCGUUGCACUCUUCACCAAAUUCCUUUGGGGCCUUGCCACAGCUCAUGUCAAGUAUGUGCCGGCGAUCGUGGAUAGGCUGGUGCCACACUUCGCAAGGCUACCGGCAUCCCUCGGUCAGCUGCCUGACGAAACACCCGUGUCCCGCACGAAAAUGUUCGCAAGGCUUCAUUCACUUAUCAAGAUCUUGCUCCUGCAAGUACCAUCCGCCAAUUCCGCUCUUGUUCAGGCUCUCAGACUCGAGUUUCCUAACGACCUGGCCACCACAAAAUCGUACCUACAAUAUCAGAAACACCUACUACGCCUAGCCGACCGCAAUGCGGAGCCAAAAGCGGAGAUCCUGGCCUUGCUCGUUCAGCGGCUCGUCAGCAUUGACGUUCAAAUUCAGAAUGACAUGGAGGAUCUGGAAGAGGAGGAAGAGACAGAGCAGAAGCUCUUGCAACACAACCGAUCAAGACGUGUUCACGAUGCUGCGGAGGACUCCGACGACAGUGAUGAUGAUUCAGUCUCGGAAUCCGAGGUGACAAUGACCGAAGAGGAGGAGCGGCUCCGAGAGCUUCGAAUGAAGAUCGAGAAACUGGACGGGACCCUCGAUCUUCUCUUCGACUACUACACACCACUGGUGCAGGACGGGUCACCUGCAGAGUCCAAUGCCGCUUAUCAGCAGCUCUUGUCUCACUUCGCCCACUACAUCCUUCCCAAUCGCACCCGGCACGCGCAAUUCCUGCUCUUCCACUUUUCCCAGUCCUCCCCAGCUCAUACCGACCUCCUCGCCGAGCGUUGCCUGCAGCUAGCGAUCCACGAUGCGGCAACCCCGACACUCCGCCUUUCGGCUUGCGCAUAUCUGUCAAGCUUCAUGGCACGCGGCGCCCACAUUCCCCGACAGUCGGUCCAGCGCGUCUUCGACAUCUUGUGCCACUAUCUCGACGAAAUGCGACAACGCUACGCACCUACAUGUCGGAAACCGGACCGCCGUAGCUACGCGUUGUACUACGCGAUCGCUCAAGCCCUUCUCUAUAUUUUCUGCUUCAGAUGGCGAGAUCUGGCCACGGGCUCCACGACUCCCGAACUUGAUGGUCGCGACUUUAGCGAGGACGACACUCUUGCCGAGGGCCGCGACCUAGCCUGGCUUCCGGGGGUCCGAGACACGCUGCAAACGAACAUCUAUUGCUCCCUCAACCCCCUCAAGGUCUGCUCGCCAGCCAUUGUCGGCGAAUUCGCAAAGAUUGCAAACCAUCUCCGCUUUCUCUUUGUAUUCCCGCUUCUGGAAACCAACAAGCGUUUGCGACUCGACCAAGCCGUCUCCUAUUAUGGGAGCAACGGCGUUCUCGAUAUCGGUCGGAGGGAAACGGCGUGGGACCGUAAGACGGGCGAGGCGCAUCAUCGGCUGGAGGCCUACUUUCCCUUCGACCCGUACCAUUUGCCCAAAAGCAAGCAUUGGGUGGCGAGCGAUUACAAUGAGUGGAAAUUGCCGUACGGAAUGAAACGGGAAGAUGACAACGAGGACAGCGAGUCGUCGGAGGACGAUGAUGACGAUGAAAGCGACGUUGCAUCGCUUCCAGAGGAAGAUGAGCACUUGCCUGUGGCAAGUAUGAUCUCUACGCACUGA
Molecule: messenger RNA, 2061 nt
Organism: Neohortaea acidophila
Lineage: Eukaryota; Fungi; Ascomycota; Dothideomycetes; Mycosphaerellales; Teratosphaeriaceae
Product: RNA polymerase I-specific transcription initiation factor RRN3
Exons: 2
Coding region: 1-2061 (686 amino acids)
Biological process (GO): transcription initiation at RNA polymerase I promoter
Cellular component (GO): nucleus
Molecular function (GO): RNA polymerase I core binding; RNA polymerase I general transcription initiation factor activity
Source: RefSeq, a predicted model, not a curated record